Messenger RNA from Epinephelus moara (kelp grouper), 2107 nucleotides. RefSeq lists its product as uncharacterized. Gene Ontology annotation, molecular function: RNA binding. Gene Ontology annotation, biological process: regulation of double-strand break repair; DNA damage response; protein polyubiquitination. The record is from RefSeq and is a predicted model, not a curated record. The transcript has 6 exons. The coding region runs from base 351 to 1016 and encodes 221 amino acids. Gene Ontology annotation, cellular component: nucleus. NCBI's taxonomy places the organism in Eukaryota, Metazoa, Chordata, Actinopteri, Perciformes, Serranidae.
GCCAACGUCAUUAAUGUGCGCCUCGUGUUUACAGACAGCCGUCAUAAAUUCAAUUUCCAGAUGUCAGCUGCUUUAAUAUUAAGCACGGGAGGUAUAGUUUGGAUUAUAAUAUGAAUCCGUGUGGGGGGAAAGCACAGAAUAAAUAAGACGAAUCUUUUAGUAAAAAUUAACAUUAUAUGACGCAGAUUUUAUUAAGUAUUUUGUGGAUGUCUGAAUGUUGAUGUGAUUGGAAGAAGUUGUGGACUAAAAAGUUGUCAGAGGUAAAAUCUUCUGUAAAACGGCUCAUUAUAAAGUUACAGCGCGGUGUAACAUGGCACCUGCAAGCAGUGAUUUAAUGUGAAAAGUCAAAUAUGGACGAAGAAGAAGAUCUGGAGACACUUGGUGAGAAACUGUACACUCUGAUUUACCCCAAACACAAAGAGAAUGCUGGAAAACUCACAGGUAUGUUGCUGGAGCUGCCAGGUCCUGUGCUGAGUCAGAUGCUGCAGGAUGAAGCCACGCUGACUGCUGCUGUGGAGAAAGCCCUCAGAGCCCUGCAGCUGGCACAGGAUCCCAGCAAGGUAACAUGUAAGGACGAGGAUGACGCAUCUGUGUCCUCUGACUCUCUGGGGGAGCAGCUGUUUGACCUGGUGGAUGUUUACAACACAGGCCACUCGCAGAAAAUCACAGGAAUGCUUCUGGAGCAGCACAAAGAGGUCGUGUUAAACCUUCUUUCAGAUCCAGAACUGCUGGAAGAGCAGGUGAACUUCGCCCUGAAGACUCUCAAGGAACAGAACAUGGAGGAGACAGACAUUAGUGACACGUCGGAUGCUGAUGACACAGAGAGGCUGGGAGAGAAGAUCUUCUCACUGGUGGAGGAGCUGGAUCCACUUCAUGCAAAUGAUAUUACAGGUAUGCUGCUGGAGAUGGACCCAGCUGCUCUCCAACAGCUGCUCAGUGACCACUCGAUGCUGGAGGUUGCCGUUCAGAAAGCACAAGCAGCGCUGGACACUCAGAAUCGAACUCUCUCUACUUGAAGAGAAGAGGACAGGAACUAUUUGCACACAGAAUGAGACAUUAACAAAUAAAUGACUUUGAUGAACUCAGAUAACAUAAUGUUGGGAAGAGCUGGCACAUUACUCCAGGAGAUCACGGUAAUACAAAUUACUUAUACAAGUAGCUAUCUUUGUUAUAUACUGACUGUUGGAAGGUCUACAUUUGACUGGACUUACUGUAAAUAAUUAAACAGUCUAAUGAGCCUUUUCUUAGUUGAAAGUAAGCUGAUAUUGCCACUUUUUUAGCAGAGGUGCUCAAUUUGCUAGUACAAUAUCGUCUUUCUCAGAUCAGUGUCGCUUGAUGAAAAUGUUUGUAAAAAGAGAGGAUUUAAUUGUAAGGCUGUAAAAUAUGUGCUUAUUUGAUAUAAGUGUUGCCAACGGUCAUGCUAUGACAAUUUAUUAGAUUUUGUUUUUGUACUGUACAUAACGAUGUAACUGUGAGAUGGUGAAAUGUCUUUGCUAACAGAAAUACAGCAGAUUAUAUAAAACUAAGGAUGCUGCAAAUUUUUAGCCAUGCACACGACAUGGCUCUGUGGAUGUCAGUUGUGAUCUGACAGUCCAUCACUUUGGUCCUGAUUGAAAUGUCUUACCAGGGUCACACUGGUGCAUUUGCAUGUAUAUUAGGUAGAAAUUAAAUGAAAACCUGACUGUAAAUCCCCUUCAUCACCAUCCCAAUGCUGUGGAACAAAAUGUCUUAGCAUAGCCUGUGUUCCCUUGCUAGCAGUUCAUUUGUUGUUAGAUCUCUGUCAGCUAAUAAUGUCUUUAAUGUCAUUCACUGUCAUUGAUCAUAUUUUCAUCAUAUUUGCAUUCCGAGUUAUGUGCAAAUGUGGCAGCUCCACUGGUUUUGUUUUCCUUAGGUACACGCGCUUGCCAGAACGGUUCCUACAGCUUAAGCCACAUUAGAUUUAAGACCCUCGGAGUGAUAUUUAAGACCAGUUUUACAUUUUAGGGUCAAUUAAGGGUUAAUUUAAGGUUAGGGACAAAUGUUUACUGUAACAAAUAACAUUACUUUCCUGAUCUAGUUGAAAAGUUAGAUGAUCUACUUCAAAUGCUGAAAAAAUAUUAAUACUUUU